Messenger RNA from Auanema sp. JU1783, 4836 nucleotides. The record is from the annotation of a GenBank genome assembly. NCBI's taxonomy places the organism in Eukaryota, Metazoa, Nematoda, Chromadorea, Rhabditida, Rhabditidae.
AUGGCUUCUGACACUCAACCUGUAGUAAUAUCAAAGAAGUCCAAAUUAUCUAUUGCUAAAUUGAUAAACAAAUAUCCGAUCACCAAGCAAGAAAUACAACAUCAUCUAGCCACAUCUUCUCAUGGGAAGUCUCAUCAUUCAGUGGAAGAUAUUACCCAUGGCCAACCUAUGCUUGUUCCGCCAGCAUCUGAUAGCCUGCCAGAGAUGAUGAGAUUACGGGAAAUUUUACCAGCAUAUAGACAAAGAUCUGAAAUAUUAGAAGCUAUUUAUCAUAAUCAAGUUGUUUUAAUCACGGGUGGAACAGGCUGUGGUAAAACAACUCAAGUUCCUCAAUUCAUUUUGGAUGAUGCCUGUCAUAAGCAAAAAAGAAUACGGAUAAUUUGUACUCAGCCCAGAAGGUUACCGGCUAUAUCUGUGGCAGAAAGAGUGUCAAAAGAGAGAAAUGAAAAGAUAGGACAAACUGUAGGAUAUCAUAUUCGAUUGGAGCAAAAAGUCAGCUCUUCUACCGUUUUAACAUACUGUACGAGUGGUGUAUUACUCAGAAUGCUUACACAAGAUGAAACUGCAAAAGAUGUUUCUCACAUUAUCCUGGAUGAAAUUCAUGAACGCGAACAAAAUACUGAUUAUCUUUUAAUAGCCUUAAAACAAGCUUUGAAGAAAAGAAAAGAUCUGAAGAUUAUUCUUAUGUCGGCAACAAUGGAAGGAAAUUUGAAAAUGUUCAUGGGAUAUUUCGGGGAAAGAGUUAAAGUGUAUCAUAUUGAUAUUCCAUCCCGUUUGUAUCCUGUAGAGAAGUUCUACCUCAAUGAAGUUCUAGCUCUUACUGGUCAUGUACCGAAGGAAAGCAUUUUCAGCGGACAUUUUUCCAUGAAUUCUUCAUUUCCCCCAGUCGAAGAAUGGGAUAAGCGGAAUUUUACUAACGAUUACAACAGCCACUCUGUACCCAUGCCUAGUCAAAGUAUGCAGAGUUUUCAAGUUUCGCAUUCUCAAUCUCAAUCCAACAUUCAUACCACUAUGAGUGCCACGAACUUACAUCAGAAGUCUCCUGUACAACAGGUCUUGUAUGAUAACAUGGCUCACCAAAUUGCUGGAUCACAACACCCGAGCUCUGCUGUUAACAAUCCAUCAUAUUCCGGUCCUGGCUACAACUUUCCUCCGCCGUCACAGAAUCAAUAUCCACACCCUCCCCCUAAUAUGAAUGUACCUGUUUAUUACGGACAAUCUUUUGUCUCGAAUAAUGGUCAUUUUCCUCAACAGCCCAUGUAUAAUAGCUAUUCGCAACCCCCACCUAGUAUGCAACACUCAGCAACGUGGGGCGGCGGGAUGGAUCAGGCAAAUCAGGUGUACUACCAGGAAGCUGAUGUUAUAGAUAUGCCUUGUGAUCAAGUGGAACCGGAAGCUAUGAAGAUGUUAGGUCUUCCAUUCAAACCUCAAGAGACCAUAUCUGAGCAGAACCCUAGCUGGCAGCAUACGCAGUCUUACCCUGUCAUCAACAACCAAGCUCCCAUGACAUCUGGCAUGCAAAGUUGGGACAGCCAAUCUCAUGUAUCUUUCGAUUCUAAUCAAUAUCCUCAUUCUGUUAAUCCUAGUCAACCUUUGUUUUAUGUGGCCAACGACGACGCUAGUGCAGGACCCGGGAAAGGAAUGUAUUAUAAUCAGAAUGGGAAUGUCGGUUUUCCCGUGUUAAUGUCGCAGAGUCAGUCUUCCUAUGGUGACGAAGUUAAGAGCUAUAAGGAUUCCCUUCAAAGAGAUCAACAAAUUAUGAAUUGGAAGAAGGGGCUCAUUAUAAAUGCAUUACCUGGGAAAUCUAUGUCUUUCUCCCCUGACGCGAAAUAUCAUCUGCAUAGAGCAGAAAUUGAGAAGAAGAACUUGAUAGAGCCUUACAUGGAUUUGGGCGGAAGGCAGUUUUCUGAUUCUAUCGAUCAGCAGCUGAUUGUUUCUGUUAUUCAAUACUGUAUAAACAGUCCAAUAGAAGGAGCGAUUCUUGUUUUUUUGCCUGGAUAUGAAGACAUCAACCAAGUCAGAGAGAAGAUACUAGAAUGUCCAAGGAGUCAUGGAUACCAGCCUCAGAUCUUUAUACUUCAUUCACAAAUGAAUAGUUCCGAUCAACAGAAGGUCUUCGAAGCACCCGCUCCAGGAAGGAGAAAAAUUAUCCUCUCUACUAAUAUUGCGGAAGCCUCCUUAACUAUUGACGACGUCGUUUUUGUAAUUGAUACUGGAAAGGUUAAAGAGAAAACUUAUGAUCAUACUUCGCGAAUUAGUCAGUUAAAAGUAGCUUGGAUUGCUAAAAGUAAUGCUGAACAGAGAGCAGGUCGUGCUGGAAGAUGUAGAGAAGGCUAUUGUUUCCGCCUAUAUAGUAAACGAGAUUAUAAUCAAAUGUCUAUUACACAGAAAGCUGAAAUGCAAAGAGCUGCUAUCCAUGAUGUGUGUCUACAUGCCAAAAUGUUUGCCCCUGAGAACAUGACAGUUCGAACGUUUUUGCAAUUGGCACCUGAGCCUCCACCUGGUGAUGCUAUUGAUCAUAGUAUGCAGUUCUUGGAGCAACUUGGCGCCUUGUACUCAGAAGCUAGCACGAGUGAUUCCGGAACUAUUUAUUCUCAACGAGAUCCGGCGCUCACAGAUAUGGGACGUCUUAUUGCUUUGCUGCCACUUGAUCCUCAACUUGCACGAUUGCUCUUAUUUGGAGUUGCACUUCGUUGUCUAGCACCUGUCACUACAUUAGUCGCCGCACUUUCUUAUAGGGACCCUUUCAUAUUACCUAGUUUAGAAGAUAGAGAGAAAGCUAAUCAAUGUAGAGAUGUUUUCGGUCAAAGAGAUUUUUCUGAUCAUGUAGCUCUGUUGCGAGUUGUUAACGAUUAUGACAAUAAACCCCACAAGGAGCAGAUCAGCUUUUGCAAGAGCAAUUUUCUCUCAGUCAACGUAUUGAAAAUGGUUAUUGGUGUCAGACGCCAGUUGCUAUAUGAGCUACGACGAGCGAGAAUAGUUCAUUGUGAUGGUGAUGUAGCUCAACUCUUACAAGAUAGUCUGUAUAACAAAUACUCGAACUGUUGGCCAAUGAUUCAAGCUGCCAUUGUAUCGGGCUGUUAUCCAGGAGUUGGAUAUGUCAAGAACGGCAACAAACUGAAAAAAAUUAGAACAACAAGCGAUGGUAACGCAACUCUUCAUCCGUCCUCUGUCAUCAAGCGACAGCUGUCUAACGCCAAAAAAUCUUUGGAAAUUAAUAAUGAGCCUAUUGUGGAGUUUUUAGUUUUUCAAGAGAUGGCUAAAAUAGAAGAAGGCCUCACACUGAGGACUGUGACUGUGGUUCCCUCUUGCACAAUUGUCUUGUUCUCAGGAGCCAUGAGAUUGAAAAAAGUCUUAAUUGAUGAUUUCAAUAUAAUUGACGACUGCAAGAAUAGUAUCGCUAAUGACGAGUCCAAACCGAGUUCAGAAGAUGACGAUUUUCCUCAACUAUAUUGCUUGCAGCUUGAUGAAUGGAUGGGCAUACGGGGUCCUUUCGAGGAUUUGCAAAGAUUAAUGCAACUGAGGUUCAAGACUAUGUCUUAUUUCCUGGAAGUCAUGAGUAACCCUCGUGUUCUUACUCAUUCGAAGAAAGAGAAUGAUGAUCUACUGAAAGAGUUAGCUGCUGUUCUAACAGAUGAGCAUAAAAGAGCUGGUUACAAUGAAGUCAAUCAUAUUGCCCCAAUUCCAACUGUUGUCAACAGAUAUUCUUCCAAUGGUAAUGGUCCUUUCCGCACCACAGCAUCAAUGCGAAGUAGACCGCCUACUCCACCUAGUUGUGAAGUACUCCCACAACCUCCUAUGCUUUCCAACAUGAAACCCACCGAACAACCGAAACCUCAGGCUACUUUGCCAACUUCAGCUGUUUCAUCAUCUUCAUCCCAAUCACGAUCUUCAAGAACGGCGUCUACAACAACUACCGCUACAACCAGCUCAACGAAUCCAACAUCGGUUGCUGCUUUACUACCUGUGGCGUCUACAUCAACAUCUACCAGAACUACUACCAAUGUUGUUGAAACUAAACCAUCUUCAUCACAAGGUCCCAGUCAAAACAACACUGGAUCGGUAAUGAACGAGAAGAUGAGUAAGCUUUUCUUGAGCUACCAAGAGAAAGAUUCUGCUCGAACAUUAAACAGAGGGCGAGAUGAAGGUGGAAACAACCGGAAUGUCAAAGUUAAUAAGGGAGGGAACGAUAUUAGAAAUGUUGUUUCAAACGAUGUACGUGUAGAGAGGCAAAAGAUUGGAUCUUUUAAUAAUCAUAAGGAGGAGAAGCAUGUUCCAAGGUCACAUGAGGAUUCGAGGUAUCCCAAAGCUCGUGAAGAUUACUCCAGCUCAAAGCCAAUGACUCGAACUUACGGAAGCACGAGGAGGGCUGUGGGUACUUCGAACAAACGGCAUACUGAGUAUCACAAUAGUUCUUACGGAGAGGGACGAGAAACAAGAAAACCGAACCAAACCGAUGGAAUGGAAAGUCGUGGUGAAGGGGCAUCAAGCAGUAGAACUCAGAACACAGAUAAAAGGGAUCAACUCACUUGGCAACAACAUCAACAGUUCGAAACGAACAGCUAUAGGACGUAUACUAAUCGACGUCUGAACAAUCAAAACCAUGUGGAUUGGUCGAAGGACGAGUACUCAGAUUAUGUGCCCAAAAGGAAUUACGGUAACUCGAAUAAAUCAAGAGGUGGUCAAAAUAGUUUAGUGAAUAGGUCUUCUAGGAAUAACGUAGACUCGAAUGAAAUGGAUAGUAAUACCAAGCCAAACAGAAGGGGGAGGGGUGACAGCAAGUUCCAUGCAACUAAAACUUUCUAUAAUAGUAAUGUUACCAAAAAUGGAAGUUAG